Messenger RNA from Polyodon spathula (Mississippi paddlefish), 5177 nucleotides. It is a transcript of the gene pdp1, whose product is annotated as pyruvate dehydrogenase phosphatase catalytic subunit 1. Gene Ontology annotation, molecular function: cation binding; protein serine/threonine phosphatase activity. The coding region runs from base 189 to 1820 and encodes 543 amino acids. Lineage: Eukaryota; Metazoa; Chordata; Actinopteri; Acipenseriformes; Polyodontidae. Gene Ontology annotation, biological process: protein dephosphorylation. The transcript is spliced from 2 exons. The record is from RefSeq and is a predicted model, not a curated record.
GGAGGAACCAGUCAGGAGCUGCGGAAUAUACGUAGCUAGGCCUGGGAUGCUGACAUUCAUAUUUGGUGUAACUUUCCACCGAUAAGCUCAAUGUCACAUUCGAAAUAAAAGCAGCAGAACGAAACAACAACAACGAACAUUGAGAAGAUUUGUUUUAAAACAACUGACGGAUUCUGCUUUGUUUUGCCAUGCCUGUGUCCUCCCGUAUAUUUUUUACAGCCAUUCGCAAUGGAGAAAUCAGAAAGUUAGGCACCUGUGCCUUCCACAGCCACAAUUGGAAUCCGUGUUGCUUUUUGCCACCACACUCCUUGAAAACAUUGCAUGCGCUGCUGAAAACAGCUAGCCCCACGACACUGGGGUCCAGUAGAUCAAUAAAGGACAACUCUCCGUGGUAUAUCAAGACUCAGAGCUACAUAACUACUUCCCAGCAGUACUACAAUCUGACUCCACCUCAAGUCAACAGCAUCUUAAAAGCAAAUGAAUACCACUUUAAAGUCCCAGAGUUUGACGGGAAAAAUGUGAGCUCAAUUCUGGGCUUUGAUAGCAGCCAGCUGCCAGCCAAUGCGCCCAUUGAAGACAGGAGAAGUGUCGCCACCUGCCUGCAGACACGGGGAAUGCUGUUUGGGGUGUUCGAUGGACACGCCGGAUGUGCCUGUGCCCAGGCGGUGAGCGAAAGGCUUUUCUAUUAUAUUGCUGUCUCUUUGCUACCACACGAGACUUUGCUAGAGAUAGAAAAUGCUGUGGAAAAUGGACGAGCCUUAUUGCCCAUCUUGCAGUGGCACAAGCACCCUAAUGAUUAUUUCAGUAAGGAAGCUUCCAAGUUGUACUUCAACAGUCUGCGAACUUAUUGGCAGGAGCUCAUUGACCUGAAUACUGGAGAGCACCCAGACAUUCAAGAGGCUUUCAUUAAUGCCUUUAAGAGGCUUGAUAACGAUAUUUCCCUGGAAGCUCAAGUCGGGGAUCCCAACUCUUUCCUUAACUACUGGGUGCUUCGAGUAGCAUUCUCUGGAGCCACUGCCUGUGUUGCCCAUAUAGACGGUGUUGAUAUACAAGUUGCAAACACCGGAGAUGGCAGAGCGGUGCUUGGGGUGCAGGAGGAAGACGGCUCUUGGACUGCAGUUACAUUAUCGAAUGAUCACAAUGCACAGAAUGAGGAUGAAAUCAAACGUAUUCGAUCCCAGCAUCCAAAGAAUGAGGAAAAGACUGUUAUCAAACAGGAUAGAUUACUAGGCCUGCUAAUGCCGUUCAGAGCAUUCGGGGACGUGAAGUUCAAGUGGAGCAUCGAGCUUCAGAAAAUGGUGCUGGAAUCUGGGCCUGAUCAGUUGAAUGAGAAUGAGCACACAAAGUUUAUCCCCCCAAACUACCACACUCCCCCAUAUCUCACAGCCAAGCCAGAAGUCAUUCACCAUCGCCUAAGACCCCAGGACAAAUUCCUUGUGCUGGGCACAGAUGGACUGUGGGAGACCAUGCACAGGCAAGAGGUGGUGAGAGUUGUUGGAGAAUAUCUAACAGGUGUCCACCUCCAGCAACCCAUAUCUGUGGGAGGGUACAAGGUGACCCUGGGUCAAAUGCAGGGCUUGUUGAUGGAGCGAAGAGCAAGGAUUUCCUCUGUCUUUGAGGAUCAGAACGCUGCAACCCAUCUGAUCAGGCACGCAGUGGGCAACAACGAGUUUGGAGUGGUGGACCACGAACGACUUUGUAAAAUGCUGAGCCUGCCUGAGGAACUGGCCCGAAUGUACAGGGACGAUAUCACCAUUAUUGUAGUGCAGUUUAAUUCUCAUGUCAUUGGUGCACAGAGCAAGCCAGGAGGAGGGGAUUGAACUUGGAGAGCUGAUUGAUCAGAUUACCAAAGUUGAAAUGCAGACUUUUUCUGCACAACUAGCAUGAAUGUAUGUGGAUUUACAACACAUCCACUGCCUUGUCCUGACACAGCUGAAUGGAGUGGCUGCUGUUGAAACUCAGUAAUAUGUCCAGAAUGCUCCAUUGUUUUGGGUGAUUUUUCCUGAGACAGCUGUUGCUGUACUACCAGUGCAACAGCAGAAACAAGUUUUAGAUGCAUGGGUGAAAGCUUUCACCUGUAGACGGAAUUCCAUCAAAAUGGCCUCUCCCAUGUGUAUUUGUAUGACUUGUGGAGACUACAAAAAAUGAUUAAUAAUUAGACUAUGUAGUUGUUAGAUUAGUUCAUUUUUAUUCUGUAUUAAGUGAUAUACAUUGAAAAAAGGCAAGAGAGAAGGAGACAUGUUUCUAAUAAGGAAGUUAGUAGGUUAAUGUUGCUACUGGGACAUGAACAGGUUUAAGUUCAACACCAACUGUAAAUACAUUGUUGUUACUGUAAUUAAGUAGGCUAGAAUCAAACCCAGAUUAACCAAUGAGCACGAGGUGCACUUGUGCAGGGCUCCCUGCUCGAAGGGGGGCCCGGCCACUGAUAAUGGAAAAAAAACAAUACGCACUCAGACACCUUUCCGUUUGUCCCUCUGGGGCUGCCACCGUAGUUUAGUUACGUGCGUGAAAAUAAAAACGAAGGCACUUACACGUGUAGGUUUGCAAGGACAUCCAGGCAAUUUGGUGCACACGCACAUAGUAACCGCAGAGCAACUUCAGAGCCGCUGAAUAUAAACCAAGACAGACGCUGUUUCCUUUAUUAAUUGAAGAAUUGUUACCACCUAUUUUUAAUACAAUGCUGAAGAGUUGUGUGGUUGUUGGAUGCCGCAACCCGUACUACAUGGAAGACGAGCGGCAGUCAUUUUUUUUGACCUCCGGAGAGGUGUUUAAGCCCAGAUAGAAGGGAUAAGUGGCUUCCACUAGACUCAAGAACCAUUUGCAGCAAACAUUUUACAGUAUACACUAUAAAUUACAGUAAUACACAAUUAUAACUUAAACCAAAAAAAUAAGCACAAUAUUGUAACACGUUAGUAGUUUGAAGAUUAAUUUUAGUAAUAAGAGCAUUAUCCAUUCAUUUAGUCAAUGUCUUUUUUAGUACUACGUACUAGUUUACCUACAUUAGCAUCAGGUAGUGCAAGAUUAGUGAUAAUCAUGGUCUGUGAAACCAUAAGAAAUCACCCCCGGUUCCUAGUGUAACAGGUAGGCCUACAUACCCAAAUAAAAGAAAAAAAAUACGGCAAAACACUCAGCCCAAAACAGCGUUAACUUGGGGGCAGCGCUAACCUUCUAUCGCUAGCCAGCCCUCAGGUUGUCGUGCCAAAGCUGGAUAGACUAGGGUUAUCAGACAGUCAGGAACACCCACAAACAGGGCACACAAUGAAGAGCAUUACAAAUUAAAAACUGAACAACAAAUGAACAAUAGCAAUCCCUGGUGGGACACCACUGAUAUACCCUUGAGCAAGGCAGUAUUAAGUCCUAGCUGUAAUUAGUAUUAAUAUUAUUAUUAUUGUUUUUAUUAUUAUGACCCAGAUAACGGCCGACAGGUUGUAUGGGCAUUGCUUUAAACCUAUAAUACCUCAUUUUAGUCUGUAUCUGUUUUUUUUUUUUUGGUCAUGUAGGUUGUCAACAUAAUUAGCAAUGUCCACCAGUCGUAUGUUGCACAGCUUGACAAUGUUUUUUCUUUUUUUUUUUUUUUUUUUUAAGUGGCUGCCGGUUGCUAUGCGAAAGUCACUUGACUCCGCACGGACCUAUAUCAGUGUUUUAUUUUACAACGUCUGUUGCUCGAAAAUACAAAAGCGGUUCUGCCAAAAGAAAAUUAAUGAAAGAAAAGCAACAGUGGGGCAACGAGCUCUUCAGCAAAAUACCUAAACUGAGCGUGUUUUUUAGUCCACCGGUAAAAGACACUGACCUUGGAACAUUUUCACCUGGAUUUGCCUUGAGCUUGUACUGAUUCACUGGGUACCCUUUCGCAGAGUAACGACAUUCUAAGAAAAUAGUCCUGAUUAAAAAGCACAUGUAAAGAGAAAAACAAAUGUGUUUUUAUUGACAAAAUCGUUUUUGUUUUACUUUUUUGUUUAGCUUUUCAAACCCUUACUCUUAAAUAUGGUGUACAAGAGGAUGGAUUUUAAAUUUAAUUUACAGUUGGUGCUGGAAGCCGAUUGGCUGACAGUACUCAAUCGUUCUAAUUUAAAUUUGUUGUAUAAAGUGAUAUCAUUAGUUAUCAUUAUCAUUAUCAUUAGUAUUUAUUUCAUUUCUGUCCUGGUCCAGGCAGGAUGUAAAACAGUUUACACUAUAGGCAGUAAGUAACAAAUAAACAAGUAAAUUAUAUGUUUGUGUGUUCCAUGUUCCUAUGCAACACACACACACAAAAAAAGAAGCUGGCAUUUUUAAGUAAACAGUCGGCUAGCUUCCAGUCGGUCAGCCAGCCAGCUUCUUCUCAAGUCUCACCAAGAAUGUAAAGUAAGCUUUGAAGUAUUUUAAACAAAAUGUUAUUUAUAUAUCUAUUUAAUUUUAUUCUGUAUUACUAUUCAUUUAAAAUACAUUUGGGCUAUUUUUAAAUCAAUUUUUGGCUGAAUUUCUCAGAUUUUGGUUGAGUUCUUGGCUACAAACAUCAUACAGAUCAAGGGCCCCAUUUAUGUUAGUGCACAGGGCCUCAGAAUGGGUUAAUCUGGGCCUGGCUAGAAUGUUUAUUCUUUUCAUUAAAAAGCGUGGUGUUCUUUAUUGAAAGACAUUUUCAGCUCAAGUCUCAUGUUGAGCAUGUUGUGUACUACUCAUUCAAUCAAACCAAGUAGAAAUGUGCUUAAGAUGUUUUUCCAAGUCAAGUAAAAAUGACAAUAGGGCCACAGUCCUCCUUUUGUAGCCAGCGUCAUCUUUCUUUAAAGACCUGGAAUCCUGGAAUAGUAAGGUGAUUAAAGAUGUUUCCCUUAUACUCUUCCCAUCGCUCUGCGCACUGUCAGCCCUUGUUAAAGAUGUAAAGCAAUGUACCCAAUCCAAAGCAAGGGCAAAGCUUGCCCAGAUAUUUAAAGUAUAAAUAUUUUAAAACUAGCAGAAAUGACUUGGCUACAGUAGCAGCAGUUGCAUUGUUGUUUUAAGGAGGCUGUGUGCUCCAGUGGUUAAAGAAACAGGCUUGUAACCAGGAGGUUCAAAUCCCAGCUCACUCCCUGACUCACUGUGACCCUGAGCAAGUCACUUAACAUACUUGUGCGCCGUCUUUCAAGUGAGAAGUUGUUGUAAGUGACUCUGCAGCUAGCUACACCCUAGUCUCGUAUCUUGUCAAGCGAUUUCUGAUGGUGGUC